This is a messenger RNA of Penicillium malachiteum, 1884 nucleotides long. RefSeq names its product DUF4246 domain-containing protein. The coding region runs from base 1 to 1884 and encodes 627 amino acids. The record is from RefSeq and is a predicted model, not a curated record. Lineage: Eukaryota; Fungi; Ascomycota; Eurotiomycetes; Eurotiales; Aspergillaceae. The transcript has 4 exons.
AUGUUCCAACACAAGGCCAACGACCAGGCUUUCAUGAAAGCCAGACAAAGUCAGGACUGUCGGUUCUCACUUCCUGGAUACGGCCGGCCAUUGGACUUUUAUCCAAUAGAGAAGAACAUCUACGGAGUAGAAAGCCGUAGCAUGUUCCCGUCUGCACUCGAUGAUCGAGAUAUCGAGAAUGGAUAUGCCGACUUGCCCGUUCAAACUCUCCGUGAAAUCGCUAUGGUGGAAGUUAUGGAAGAUUUGACUGAUAUUCCCGAGUGGUGGAAAAAGAUACAAGAUCCUAAAACCGCACAGGAGUGGAAGAAGGUGGCUCAGAACAGCGGCUUGGACAUCACCAAAAACAUGACUGAGUGGAUCAUCGAAGAACUGAAGUUCAAAGCACUCAUAUACGAGCAGAGCCACGCCGUAGCCCUCUACAACGGCGACAUGACCAAAUCGGACACGAACGUACCUAUAUCACUGACGGAGGAGCUGAAGUCAGCAGCCCAAGUUCUCGAGUACAGCGACCCCGAACUGAAAUUCUAUCACCCUGGCGGUCUAUCCAUGCAGCGAGACCUGCUUGCCAUGGCCCUUUACCCACUUAUCUACGGCAAGAGUCGCAUCCUUCCAGACACUCUCAUCGGCCUUGAUGAAGCACUUCGUCAUGCAGGACAAGGAGAAGUCAUUCCCAUCCCGAAGGAGACGGGAAUCACUCGCGAAGAUAUUGCCUGGCGUGUAUCCGCACGUUCAGAUAUCAAAGUGAGGCCCUAUAGCCGGAACUUUCAGAUCCUACCAUCGGACCUGGAACUCGGCGACGAUGGAAAAUGGCAUAUCACGACCUACAUCAACAAUCUGCACCCGCUGAAACACCGCAACAUAUACAGUAUCAUUGAGAAGGUGUUUAACUGUCUCGUCCCACAGUGGGAUAUGACUAUGACUCCUCUCAAGGAUAUGUUGCACUCUCGUGCGAGAAUUGAAUACCACAAGGCGGAAUAUUAUCCUGUUCCUAGAGAAAUAAUCGACCAAGCACCGAAGAUUAAGGAUCGAGAGGCACAGUCGGAGUUUGAUAUCCGUUAUGAAAAAUGGAGAAUGGAACACUUCCGUGCUAUUCAGCCUGAUGUUGGUCAAUUCGUUCCUUGGGCUGUUCCGCACUGCAUGAUGGACAAGUUACCAGAAGAUCUCCCUGCCCCUGUGCGCAUUGAGCAGAGCGUUAAUCUCAAUAAGGAUUACAAGGACCGUGGUCUGCAGGUUAUCACGCGGAUGAUGGGCGUGGAUUUGACUCCCGAUGAGCCGUACUACCAAACAGAGUGGCAUGUAGAAGGACAAAUGAAUGAACACGUCUGUGCCGCUGCAUUCCUGAUUUACGACCUCGAAAACAUGGAAGAACCAUCGAUGGAAUUCCGCAACAUAAUCGACAUCGACGCCUUUACCGAAGUAGAACAUGAGCCGAGCGACUUCAUCUGGCUGAAGCAAAUCUUCGGCAUGGAAAAUGGCGAACCAGCCGUGCAACGCACAGGCGCGAUCCAGUGCAAAAUGGGUCGAGUAGUGAUGUAUCCCAGCACCGUUCAACACCGACUCACCAAAUUCGAGCUGAAGGAUAAGUCCAAACCAGGUCAUAUACGCUUUCUGACGUUCUAUCUUAUUGAUCCUAAUAUCAGGAUUAUCUCCACGGCUAAUAUCCCGCCCCAGAGACUGGAUUGGACGCUUAAUGUUGGUGGGGGUGAUGAGGAGAACUUGGCUGCUUCUAUGGCUGCGUUGGCGCUUGACAAUAAGGAUAAUAAGGGUGAUAUGCCCAUGUCCUUGACUGAGGCGCUGGAGGAGAGGCUCAACUUUUUGAAUGAGUUGAUUGAGUUUAUGCGGUAUCAGCAUGUUGCGUUUGAGUCCAGGGUGCUAAUGCUUUAG